Ordospora pajunii is the source of this 1887-nucleotide messenger RNA. Its product is annotated as transketolase. Bases 1 to 1887 code for a protein of 628 amino acids. Gene Ontology annotation, biological process: pentose-phosphate shunt. Gene Ontology annotation, cellular component: cytosol. Gene Ontology annotation, molecular function: transketolase activity. The transcript has a single exon. The record is from RefSeq and is a predicted model, not a curated record. NCBI's taxonomy places the organism in Eukaryota, Fungi, Microsporidia, Ordosporidae.
AUGACCGAUGGAAAUAAUGUAAACAACAUACGAUGCUUGUGUGCAGACAUGGUUCAGAAGGCCAACAGCGGGCAUCCUGGUGCGCCUUUGGGCUUAGCACCCUUGGCGUAUGUCUUGUAUACAGAAAUACUGAGUUUUGAUCCUGACGAUGAUGGAUGGAUUGGCAGGGAUAUUUUUAUCUUGUCGAAUGGCCAUGCAUGUGCCUUACAGUAUGUGAUGAAUUAUCUGAUAGGGCGCCUAACUAUUGAUGACUUGAGGUCAUUUAGGCAGCUUGGCAGCAGAACGCCGGGGCAUCCUGAGCGAGGGCUUCCAGGAAUAGAGUGCACAACUGGGCCGCUGGGACAAGGGCUGGCGAAUGCUGUUGGAUAUGCAAUUUCUCUGAAAAAGCUGAGCAGUCACACCGGGAAUAAGCCCAAAGUUUACUGUGUGUUUGGAGACGGGUGCUAUCAGGAAGGAAUAGGGCAGGAGUCGUUUUCUUUGGCUGCAAGUCUGCGACUAGACAACCUGGUGCUGAUUUAUGAUUUCAACGGAGUGACGAUAGAUGGGCCUACGUCUCUUUCGAUGAAUGAAAGCGUAUCCAAAAGAUUUGAGAGCCUUGGGUUUGUAGUUGAGGUUGUUUCUGGCGAGGACACGGAUGGGAUUAAGAGAGCAUUGAAAGAUGUAGGCCAUGAUAUGCCAAAGGUGAUUCUUCUUGAAACAGUGAUUGGAUAUGGAAGUGAGAUGGAAGGAGACUGCAAGGUUCAUGGCAGCCCGUUGGGAAUAGAAGGUGUUGCAAAGCUCAAAGAGCGUCUUGGAAUGCCGCCUGCUGAUUUUUUUGUUUCAUCGCCUUUGCUAGACAGAUUUCAUGAGCUUAUUAAGAAAAAACGAGCUGAAGUUAUUGAGUGGAGCAAUACAUCUGAGGUGGUCGGCAAGCUUUGUGAUAGAGUGAUGGCGGUAAGCAAUGAGCAAUCGAUGUAUAGAUCGGUGUAUGUGAGAAGUGGUGCACAUAAGGCAACUAGAAAGCACUUCUCAGAAGCUCUGCAUGAUCUAAAAGAGAAUGCACAUUUGGUUGGCGGGUCUGCAGAUUUGCAAUCGUCAGUCUUAACAAGGAUAGGAAGCAGUGACUUUUCGCAGACCAAUAGAGCUGGAAAUUACAUCAACUUUGGAGUCAGGGAGCACAGCAUGUGUGGAGUUAUGAACGGAAUUUCAUCCCAUGGAUAUUUCCUUCCAUAUUCAGGAACUUUCCUAAAUUUUAUUUCGUAUGGUUUUCCUGCAGUCAGGCUUGCUUGCAUGGGCAAGCUCAAUCUUUUCUAUGUGCUGACGCAUGAUUCGAUAGGGCUUGGAGAAGAUGGGCCCACUCAUCAACCGAUUGAAGUGCUUGCCACUCUCAGAGCAACGCCGGGGCUCAUCACAAUGAGGCCAUGCGAUGGCAUAGAAUGCAGAGCAUCGCUAAAGAUUUGCUUGACACGGCCAGGGCCAAAGGCUGUGGUGCUGUCCAGGCAAAAUGUGCCAGAAAUUGCAGACACAAGCUUUGAGAAGGCAGAAUUGGGGGCAUACUUCCUUGUUGAGACAGAUAAACCUGACCUGAUACUGCUUUCAACAGGAUCCGAGGUUUCGAUCUGUUAUGAGGUUAUGAAAAUGUUAUCGCACAUCCGGAUCUCGAUUGUCUCGUUUUUUUCAUGGGAGUUGUUUGAGCAGCAGAGCAACGAUUAUAAACGAUACAUACUCAAGGAUGUUCCAAGGAUCAGUAUUGAAGCCAUGAGCACGUUUGGAUGGGCGAAGUAUGCAGAUAUGCAGAUUGGUCUUGACUGCUAUGGCACGAGUGGGGAAUACACAAGUGUAUAUAAGCAUUUUGGAUUGGAUUGCAAGGCGAUCUGUAAGACGAUCGUUGAGUUUUUGAAUAAAUAA